AUGAUCAAGUCGCUUAAAAAACAGCCUAUAGACGAAUCCUUUCCUCUAAACCUAUAUGACUACAUUACUAACAGGUCAGACUUGACACUGACAAAAUUGCAAGCCGAAGCCCUCUCCUUAGGGCUCAAAUUUUGUGUACCAAGCAAGAAAGUAAACCCGACAGAGAUUAAAGCCCAAUUUGAAGAUCUUUAUUACCAGUUAUCAGACCUGAAGCCGACGUCAGAAGAAUCUGCGAAAUUCGUAGAUAUCGCCUAUCAAUAUAGAACAACCCCAGUUAUUCAGCACUCGCUUUUAACUAAGCAACACCUUAGUGCUUUAAAUGACCUACGAAAGGAUACAGAUGUCGUUAGCUCGAGACCAGACGAAGGUAACGGCGUCGUGAUUCUAAACAAGGAGGAUUACAUAAGAAAGGUGGAAAACAUAUUGAAUGACCCCAGCAAAUUCUCUCCCGAAAUCCAUGGGAAAGAAGAAACAAAGGCACUGGAAGAUCGUAUUGGGAAAAAGGUCAAAUCGCUGUUGGAAAGACAGAUACUAGACGAGGAAAUGGCUGCUCGUCACAUAUUCCUAGGCUAUACGGGCUACCAAACGUACACAAGCCUGGAGUGCCAUUACGGCCAAUUCUAUCAAUGA
Molecule: messenger RNA, 630 nt
Organism: Dibothriocephalus latus
Lineage: Eukaryota; Metazoa; Platyhelminthes; Cestoda; Diphyllobothriidea; Diphyllobothriidae
Source: the annotation of a GenBank genome assembly